ACCAGUCUGGUUGUAGUUGUGUCUGGAGGCUGAAUUCAUAGAGAACUACAGAAAUAAUGAGGCUUCUGAAGGAAACUCUGAGGUUCCUGUUACUCUGGGCCUGUCUGCACUCUGUGACCACCUCAAGUAGCUGCUUGUUACUUACCUGCAGUAAAUCUCACCGUGUCAGCAGCCUUAAUGGAGGCGACCCGGGCUACCCCCUCUACCUUACUCCUUACCUGGAGAAGGGCGCCAUAGAGGAAGCUCGCAAACUGAGUCUGGUAGGAACCCUGCCAGGAGCCAAUGUCAAGAGUUACGCUGGAUACCUCACAGUCAACAAGACAUGCAACAGCAACCUCUUCUUUUGGUUCUUCCCUGCACACAUGGUAGGCUCAGCUUCUUCUUCACAGCAGGGGAUUUCUAAACUCUGGUGUUAG
Mugil cephalus (flathead mullet) is the source of this 416-nucleotide messenger RNA. RefSeq names its product probable serine carboxypeptidase CPVL. Lineage: Eukaryota; Metazoa; Chordata; Actinopteri; Mugiliformes; Mugilidae. The record is from RefSeq and is a predicted model, not a curated record. The coding region runs from base 57 to 416 and encodes 119 amino acids. The transcript has 3 exons.